AUUUUGAUAUUCCUCGCUGCCUUACUUCCGAUUCUUCCUGGAAUGUGCAGUGUUGAAUACUUUUGACAGCUGUUUUUCUCGUAAACAUUCAAAACAAUGGGCAGCAGGGCAUCUAUCCAGCUCCAGGAAACUGAAUUAAAUGAAAUACAGUCAGAAACUGGUUUUUCACAUAAUCAGAUUGUACGCUUGUAUAGUCGAUUUACAAGUCUGGAUAAAGGGGCCAUAGGAUGUUUGAGUCGAGAAGAUUUUCUGAGGAUUCCCGAGUUGGCUAUAAAUCCACUUGGAGACAGAAUUGUUCAUGCAUUUUUCACAGAGAGUAACAAUGAGACUGUCAACUUCAGACAAUUCAUGAGAGUUUUAGCAAGAUUCAGGCCAACGAAAUCAAACCAGAACAAAAAUAAACUGAAUACCAGGGAGGAGAAAUUGAAAUUUGCUUUCCGAAUGUAUGACCUUGAUGGAGAUGACAAGAUUUCCAAGGAUGAGUUGCUGUCGGUGUUACAUAUGAUGGUUGGAGCAAACAUUUCUGAGGAGCAGUUGGGGAGUAUUGCUGAGAGGACGAUCAGUGAGGCUGAUAUUGACGGGGACAAUCAGAUCUCUUUUGAGGAGUUUGUACAGGCAAUGGAGCGUGUGGAUGUUGAGCAAAAGAUGAGCAUUCGUUUCCUACACUAAGUGUGUGCAUGCCUCAGUCUGAUGGAUAAAGUAAUAUUUCGGGCAUCUUCUAAACAUUAAUACUUACAGACAAAAAAGUGAUCAGUUACAGGAUCUUUACUGUUUUAUUUUUACUAAAGUUUCUAGAUCUUUUGAUAUUCUUUGUAUUUGAGGAUUCUCUAUGAAUAUCAAUUAUAAAGGACCAUUAAGAUACUAAGACUCUACAAGGUGAUAUUUUCAAGUUGAGAUGAGAUAUUGUAUACAGGAAAAUUUCCAUCCCUAUUUUAUUUUCACCCCCUUUACCCUCAUCGCAAGUUGGCAAAUUUAAAACUAAUUAAAAUUAAAAAAUUAGCAAAGUCAAAGAAGUCAGAAUCAUCUCUUUAACUCUGCUGUGUUUGGGUGAAGUUAAAAUGGGGCAAAAUGGUGUGAAAGGGUGAAAAUAACAUUAGAAACAGUAAUGUAUCACAAACAAAAAAUUAUAAUGAGAUUCGGCAGAGUCUUACUCCUAAAUGGGAAUUUUUUUCAAUGUUUUUUUAAACAUGUGUAACAUUUGAAAUGGAAUAAAUACUCUUAUCAUUGAAAUCCUAAUUGACACACUGCCCCUCCCCCCCCCCCC
Molecule: messenger RNA, 1264 nt
Organism: Saccostrea echinata
Lineage: Eukaryota; Metazoa; Mollusca; Bivalvia; Ostreida; Ostreidae
Product: calcineurin B homologous protein 1-like
Exons: 7
Coding region: 97-669 (190 amino acids)
Molecular function (GO): calcium ion binding
Source: RefSeq, a predicted model, not a curated record